Gastrolobium bilobum is the source of this 1910-nucleotide messenger RNA. Its product is annotated as serine/threonine-protein kinase STY46-like. Gene Ontology annotation, molecular function: ATP binding; protein kinase activity. The transcript is spliced from 15 exons. NCBI's taxonomy places the organism in Eukaryota, Viridiplantae, Streptophyta, Magnoliopsida, Fabales, Fabaceae. The coding region runs from base 1 to 1626 and encodes 541 amino acids. The record is from RefSeq and is a predicted model, not a curated record. Gene Ontology annotation, biological process: protein phosphorylation.
AUGGGAGACACAGAGAGUUGCAGUAGUAGAGUUUUCGAUUCUGGUUGGAAUCAAAAUAGAAAGCAGAUGCAGAAGGUUGAAAUUUACAACCAGGUUCUUUGUCGACUUAGGGAAUUGAAUGUCCCAGAGGCAGUGAUUCCUGGUUUUGAGGAUGAGCUUUGGGCGCACUUCUAUCGCCUUCCCACUAGGUAUGCGUUGGAUAUGAAUGUAGAGAGGGCCCAAGAUGUUCUUGUGCAUAAAAGGCUACUGCACAUAGCACGAGCCACUGCAACUGGAACCGGACCUGCAGUUGAAGUCCGUCUUGUGCAGGUUUGUUCUGCUUCUGGUGCGCGUUGCAGUAAAUCCCUUCAUUCAAACUCGCAAAGUAAAGUCAGUCCUCAAGAUUCUGAUAUUCCAGACAACAUGAGGCAUGAUUAUUGCUUGAAACUUUUGUUUCUGUUUAUCACAUUUCAUCCUACGACUUACGGCAGGCCAAUGCAUGAAAUCACAAUUUCAACAAAUGACAAGCCAAAACUUCUGAGUCAGUUGACUUCCUUACUGUCUGAGACUGGGCUGGACAUUCAGGAAGCACAUGCUUUUUCGACAAUGGAUGGCUAUUCAUUGGAUGUCUUUGUUGUUGGUGGUUGGGCAGUUGAGGAGACAGAGAAGUUAAAAUAUGUACUGGCAAAGAAAAUUCAGAAACUCGAGAAUCAGCCUCAGUUGAAAGAAAAUGGCAGUCUCCCUACUGCAGAGCAAGAGCAAACCAUGAUGAACUUCAUAUCUGGACAUGUAAAUUUGCCCACUUGUGGAAAUGAUGUCUGGAAAAUUGAUGCAAGGUGUUUGAGAUAUGAAAAGAAAAUUGCAUCUGGAUCUUUCAGUGAUUUGUAUAAAGGUACGUUUUGUAAUCAAGAUGUAGCUAUCAAAGUCCUUAAGGGUGAGAAUUUGAAUGAAAAUAUACAGAAGGAGUUUGCUCAGGAAGUCUAUAUCCUAAGUAAAAUUCAGCACAAGAAUGUUGUCAAAUUUGUUGGCGCUUGUACGAAUCCCCCAAACUUUUACCUUGUCACAGAAUAUUUGUCUGGUGGAAGUAUGUACCACUUUCUGCGUAUGCAGAAGACCGUCCUUGCUCUUCCAUCUUUGCUCAAUAUAGCCAUUGAUGUUUCCGAAGGAAUGAAAUAUUUGCAUGAGAAUGAUAUCAUACAUCGAGACCUCAAAGCUGCUAAUCUUUUGAUAGAUGAGAAUGGGGUAGUUAAGAUUGCCGAUUUUGGUGUGUCGAGAGUGCACGAUCAGUCUGGUAUCAUGACUGCAGAAACUGGAACUUAUCGGUGGAUGGCUCCUGAGGUUAUUGAACAUAAACCAUAUGAUUACAAAGCCGAUGUCUUUAGCUUUGCCAUUGUUCUUUGGGAGCUGCUUACGGGAAAGCUUCCUUAUGAGCGUUUGUCCCCAUUGCAAGCAGCUGUUGGAGUGGUUCAGAAGGGUUUAAGGCCAAAGAUUCCAAAGCAUACUCAUCCAAAGUUAGUAGAAUUGCUUCACAGGUGCUGGCACCAAGAUCCAUCUUUCAGACCCAAUUUCUCAGAAAUUCUGGAAUUUCUGCUGCACGUGACCAAAACGGUUAAUGGGGAAUGUGAAGACGAAGGGAAUGAAUGUUAACUACUCGAAGUAGCCGUUGACGUGGUGAGAGGCAGAGAGCACAUGUAAAUGUGAGACUUCUCAAAUUAAAUUAAAGGUUCGUUAAUGGAACCUUUGACCUGUAACCUAUGAGUAUGAAGUUGAUAUCAUCCCAUUGGCAAGAUGUAUAUAAACUUGGAUGUGCAGCAAUUAUGCACUAGAACUAGUAGAGUGAUGAAUGAUGGGAAGACAAUCGUGAGCUAUUACGAAAAAAUAAGUGUAGUUCAGUUGUAGUUGUUAUCAAGUGAAUAAAAGAGGAAAAAAUA